AUGGACAGAGAUCUAAUAUGCUUUCCACCCAAAUGGAGUAAAACAAGACGAGCAAAUUCGCACCCCUCAAACAAAUAUAGUAUAACCAAUCAUAGGAAAAUACUUAGCAUAAAGAAGAUGAUCAAGUUUCUCCUGUUAACAAUUCUGGUGAUCUCUCCAAUUUCGAUAUGCGCCAAGAAGGACCUGAUGGUAAAUGAAUGCCACAAUACACAAGUCCCAUCCAUAUGUAUGCAAUGUCUCGAAUCCGACCCAACAUCCGUUCAAGCCAACCCUGUUGGCAUCGCUGGCAUCAUCCUACAAUGUCUUGACGCUCACCUCCAUAUCAUCAUCAACAACAUAACGGAUUUAUCCUCAAAGAAAGACGAAGGUGAAGUGAAAACAGCUCUAGAGGUUUGCAAAAAGGACUUGUCGAUGAAUGUAGCUACAAACUUGUCGGAAGCCAAAAAAAGUCUAAAAACAGGUGAUUACGAUAAAGUAAACCAUUUGAUAGAGCUUGCGCUUGGCUUUCCUCAUGGAUGUCUGUUCAAACUCAAACUUGUCAAGUUCACGUCUCCCCAACUAAGUAGCCAAAUCAAUAUAUAUGGCCAACUCUCUGAUGCUGCUAUGCGGAUCAUUGAUCGCUUCUAAUAACUCCGUGUUGUUCUCUGUAUAAUUCAAUAAUUCACCUCAUUUUCUUA
This is a messenger RNA of Camelina sativa (false flax), 677 nucleotides long. RefSeq names its product pectinesterase inhibitor-like. Lineage: Eukaryota; Viridiplantae; Streptophyta; Magnoliopsida; Brassicales; Brassicaceae. Gene Ontology annotation, molecular function: pectinesterase inhibitor activity. Gene Ontology annotation, biological process: negative regulation of catalytic activity. The record is from RefSeq and is a predicted model, not a curated record.